This is a messenger RNA of Aphis gossypii (cotton aphid), 3125 nucleotides long. RefSeq names its product UDP-glycosyltransferase UGT5. The transcript has 5 exons. The coding region runs from base 361 to 1911 and encodes 516 amino acids. Gene Ontology annotation, molecular function: UDP-glycosyltransferase activity. Lineage: Eukaryota; Metazoa; Arthropoda; Insecta; Hemiptera; Aphididae. The record is from RefSeq and is a predicted model, not a curated record.
AUAUAUUACCAAUUACCUACACUCAGCUCUACUCAAUGCAAUUAGUUAUGAAUCAUAAUAUAUUCAAUAUCGAAUUAACUUUUUAAUUGUGCGGCAAUCUAUUAAGCUCUUCACACCAGACAUUUUUGAGUAUUAUGUAUUGUUAUCUGGUCAAUAUUGUUCGUUAUAAAUAUUAAACACAAUUACGAAAUACAAUAUGUAUACCUUCAGGUGUUAUUCAUCUCCUAGGUAUAUCGUUUUAAAGUAUACGAGUGCAGUUUAAAUGUGACCGCACAAUAUACUCAUUACUCAACUGCCACUUCGCUAUGAAACUAUGAAAGUGUGCACUUUAUACACCUUAUAGACCAGCACACAGCAACCAUGGUUAACGUCACCGCAAUGUAUUUGCUCGUCUCGGCCACCGUGGCCGCGUCUUACCGCGCGUCCGCGGCUCGCAUACUCGGAGUGUUCCCGCACCACGGGUACAGCCAUCACAUGGUGUUCUUGCCUUACCUACGAACACUGGCGGAUCGCGGACACGACGUUCACGUAAUCAGCAAUUUCGAUUCGUCGCACCCGAACAUUACCGACAUCAAUGUCGUCGGCUCCAUGCCCAUGUCCAACAACAACGUCACUUUUCCGAACACUGCCGGGUACUUUGGCAUCGUCGGCUCGUUGACGGAUCGAUUCAGUCUGUCCUAUUUGGCCGGAACGACGGAAGGCUUGUUCGACGUGCCAGCCGUCCAGAACCUGCUCGAAGAUCGAACCGCGUCGUUCGACUUGGUCAUCGCCGAACAUUUCAACAGCGAACUGCCUCUCGGUUUCGCCGCCAAGUAUCGCGCGCCGUUCGUUUUGCUCAGCAGCUGUCCGCUAACGCCGUGGACCAUGUCCCUAGUUGGCCAGCCGCAACAGAUCGCGUACAGACCGUCCGUGUUUAGCGGCCUGCCGGAACACAUGGACCUCGGCCAGCGGCUGACCAACAUGGCCGUAUCGGUCGUGUCCGCUGCCAUGUUCCGACUGGUGAAUCGGCCCUGGAGCCAACGGACGCUGAGAAAACGCUUGGGCCUGGACGUGUCCCUGGACGAGUUGGCGUCCAACGUCAGUCUGGUGUUGGUCAACACACACUGGUCCUUGAACGGGGUGUCGCCCACCGUGGCUGCUGUAAAGGAGACCGGCGGGAUGCACAUCAUGCCGCCCAAACAAUUACCAAUCGACAUACAGAAAUAUAUUGAUGAAGCUGAGAAUGGUGUCAUUUAUUUCUGCAUGGGCAGUUUAUUACGGGGUGAGACUUUUUCGCCCGAAAAAAGACAGAUGUUCUUAAAUGUUUUCAAUAAAAUUCCACAACGAGUUCUGUGGAAAUGGGAAGGUGAACUACCUGGAAAACCAUCCAAUGUAAUGAUUCGCAAAUGGAUGCCUCAGCGAGAUAUUUUAGCCCAUCCUAAUGUUAAACUAUUUAUAUCUCACGGUGGCCUAUUGGGAACUACCGAAGCUGUGUAUGAAGGCGUUCCAAUUUUAUCAAUGCCAAUUUUUGGUGAUCAAAUGACAAAUAUCAAAGCUGUUGUAAGCAAAGGAGCUGCAGAGAUGAUGAAUUAUGGAGAUUUGAAUGAAGAUGAAAUUUUUAAAAAAAUAACAUCCAUGAUUACAGAUCCUAAAUACAGACAAAAGGCUAAAGAGUUAUCAGAAGCUUUUCGUGAUCGACCUAUGUCUCCUUUGGAAACUGCAGUGUAUUGGACAGAAUAUGUCAUCCGACACAAAGGGGCGCCGCUACUUCGGUCUGCCGCGGUCGGUAUGCCAUGGUACCAAUACUAUUUAAUUGAUGUACUAGUUGUAAUUUUAUUAACUGUAACAACAAUUUUUGUAUUACUUUAUUGCUUAAUUUUUAAAGUUCUUUUAAGAUUAUUGAAUAGAAAAUCUAAACAAAAAAAAUCAUAAUAAUUUAACGAAUUUGACUUAGGUAUAAUAGAUAUAUCAUACACCGUAUAAUAUGCUUGAUAAAAUAUACUAAAAUAUAGUGAUAAUCUUCUUAUCUAGUGCUAAAUAUUACAUAUUAUGUAUUCCUACGUAGGUAUUAUAUUGUUCAUUGUAAUUAAUUUAUAGUUAUACACUGUAUAAUAUGCUUGAUAAAAUAUACUAAAAUAUAGUGAUAAUCUUCUUAUCUAGUGCUAAAUAUUACUUAUUAUGUAUUCCUACGGAGGUAUUAUAUUGUUCAUUGUAAUUAACUUAUAGUUGUCAUAGGUACAACGUACAACGUUUAUUAGAGUGAAUAUGUUCGUCGCAUAAAUUGUUUAAAAUUGAUAUACAUUCAAUUAUUUUGGAAAUAUCAUUGUUUAUAUUUAAAGUAUUUAUAGUAAAUUAGUAAAUAAUAAUUCAUGAAAAUCAAAAAUGGUUAAAAGUUUCAUUUCCUACGAAUAGUAGUUUUUGAAUUAUCAACAAUAAAAUUAAAGUUUAUAAUACUUAAUAACAAUUUUAAAUUAAGUUUUGCACAUGUAUUUUUAUAUUAUAUUUUUAAACCUUUUUUUAAUCACAAACAAAAUGUUGUGAUACAUUUAUACACAAUGUUAAAUAUUUAUAAAUACUAAAUAGUGCAAAAUGAACCAAAAUAUUAUGGAAGUUAUCUUGUCAUGAAACUGAUGUAUGCUAAUAAAUAUUUAAUUAUAAAUUGAAGUCUCUAAUAAAAAUCUAUGUUCAAAGUUGAAGAUUGAAGCAUUUUUAGGCACUGUUCAAAAGGUGAAUAUAAUAUAUACGAAGAAAAAAUCAAAAGGUAGGUAUCUACUCUACACUACAUGCAGAUACAUCAGUACAUGUAUAUCGUAUAUGUCUUGUUAUAGGUAUAGCAACUAGUUGCUAUAAACAAUCACCGUUUCGACUGGUAACAUUCUAGAUGUCACACAAAUUAACAGAAUGACCCCCCAACCAUAAGUCAUAAACAUGUCAAAAAAUGUUUAAACAUCAUUGUAAAAUCAAUACAUUUAUCGACUCAUCGUUCCUCUAAAAAUCCAAAAACUAAACGUAUAGAUACUCAGGUAAAAUCAUUGGAGGCAAAAGUAGCUCAUCCUAUGAGUAUGAUGUAUUCUAAUAAUUCUAGUCAAGGUGUCAAAGUACUAUCAAUGUUGAAAGAUAUGAUCAAAGAUGUGGAAAAUAAAAAG